Molecule: messenger RNA, 10360 nt
Organism: Xiphias gladius (swordfish)
Lineage: Eukaryota; Metazoa; Chordata; Actinopteri; Istiophoriformes; Xiphiidae
Gene: plekhg2
Product: pleckstrin homology domain containing, family G (with RhoGef domain) member 2
Exons: 20
Coding region: 208-7713 (2501 amino acids)
Molecular function (GO): guanyl-nucleotide exchange factor activity
Source: RefSeq, a predicted model, not a curated record
GCCUGCGAGCUCAGUACCAGAGCCUCGGAGCCUUCAUUUAUGUUAUUAGUUGAGUCUGUAGUUUUCCUGCUGUGAAAACGGCUUACAGCUGAGCUGCAGCAUCUUUGGGCAGAGACACACACUUUCCUGGGGAUGCGUCUAAUUAGUGAAAUAACAAACACCUGUGAGAGCAAGUAAAACACCAGUAAAAACAAUGUUAAAAAGCCCAUGGAGAACGACUAUCUCGGCUGCAUCAUCGACUGUGGAGCCCUGCCGCUGAAACCGGAGCAGGUCAGCACCCUGUUCUGCAACAUAGAGGACAUCUACGAGUUCAACAGUGAUCUCCUGGAGGAUUUGGAGAGGAGUCCUCACGCUGCAGCCAUCGCUGAGUGCUUCGUAGAAAGGAGCGAAGCCUUUGACAUCUACACACUCUACUGCAUGAACUAUCCCAACUCGGUGGCAGUGCUGAGGGAGUGCAUGAAAAACGAAAGCCUGGUUCGUUUCUUCCAGGAGAGGCAGACGACUCUGAACCACUCUCUGCCUCUGGAGACGUACCUGCUCAAACCAGUGCAGAGGAUCCUCAAGUACCACCUGCUACUACAGGAACUUUCCAAGCACUUUGACAAGAGCGCCCCAGGAUACGAGGUUGUCGAGGACGCCAUCAUCACCAUGACUGCGGUUGCCUGGUACAUUAACGACAUGAAGAGAAAACAGGAACAUGCUGUACGGCUGCAGGAAAUCGAGUCCUUGCUGGUGAACUGGAGCGGGCCGGACCUCAGCGGGUUUGGAGAGCUGGUUCUGGAGGGUUCCUUCAAGGUGCACAGAGUGAAGAAGGAGAGAGCGUUCUUCCUGUUCGACAAGAUGCUGCUGAUCGCCAAGAAGAGGCUGGAACAGUUCGUCUAUAGCACGCACAUAUUUUGUUGUAAUCUUCUGCUGGUCGAGACGCUGAAGGAUCCGCUGUGUUUCAAAGUGUCGGACCAGACGAUUCCCAAACAGCAGCACAUCGUCCAGACGAAGAACCAGGAGGAGAAGAGGCUUUGGGUGCACUACCUCAAGAGACUGAUCGUAGAAAACCAUCCCGCCUCGCUCCCACAGAAGGCAAGACAGGUCCUGGGAGACAACUUCUGUCAAUCUCCUCAGUAUGACCAGGACAACCUGAAGAAGUCCUCCGCCUCGCCACGACUGGACGAUCUCCAUGGCUAUCACAGAGGCAGACGCCAAUCAGAGCCUCCAGAGCUGCUGAUGUACACACCUGAGAAGUCCAGGAAGGGUCUGCCGCUGCUGCUGGAGGGAAACCUGCCAUACAGACGCACCAGAAGACAGUCAGCUCCGGCUAAAGACAUUGAAGCAGCGUUUCAUCCCAAUGCUUUGACGCAGGCGGGCAGUGACGGUGAGCUCUGCCCUGCAGACGGUUUGGGCUCAGCCGGCAGCAGCAGCACGCUGGCAUCCUCCGUCAUUGAGGUGGAGGCUGAACGGGCUGGACUGGGCCUGACGCCGCAGCUGCGACCUAACCGGGAGGAGGAAGAGGAAGAAGAGGAGCUGACCCCCCUAAGCCCCCCUCCCACUCUGUCCAUCACGGAGGAAAUCCUGGAGUUCAUCAACCAGAGCAGAGCCAGGGAAGGACUCGCCUUCAUUCAUACGGAUACAACGGAGCAGGACUUGGAUCAGCCCAAUGAGAGUCAGCCCUCAACUAACCAGACCAACUUCACCUGCCCAUUGCCCCCAGUCGUCUGCCCCUCCAGCCCAGAACAAAGACCCACAAUGCCACAAGAGCAGGAAAGAGUGGAGAUGGAGGAUGACAGCACCCUCCAAACUCAGACCGGUGGCUCUGGCGAGGAAAAGGGAUUUGAAAAUAAGACGACAACAAAUGAAGUCAAAGAAAUUAAAGAUGCAACAAGUCAAGCGGAAAAGAGUGUGGGAGCAGAUGGAGAGACAGAAGGAGAAGGGGUAGCAAAAGAGAAAGAGGAGAAGAAAACAAAGGACGAAGGAAAGGGAGAGAGCAUCGUCCCUGCUCCAAAGUCAGAUCUUCAUCCCUCCAUCUCAGCAGAGGAAGAAAGAGAGAACGGCAGCAGUUGUCACUUACCCAGGGAAGAGGUGAACACUGAGGUCACCACUUCCUCCCCAAAUCCAGAUCUCCCUCAUCACCCCAUCCAGAGACGCCAGCUCCCAACAAGAGGCACCCACCUCACCAAACGUGACAAGAAGAUCAUCGAAAAGAUCAGGAGUUACUACGAGGCAGCAGCUGAGGCCGAAGAGGAUGAAGCAGAGGAGGAAGAUGAACAGGGAGAAGGAGUGGCAUCAAGAAGGCGGAACAGUUUCUCACAAAUCCCAUCUGGCUUGGUGAAGGAGUCUGUAUCACGCUUUGAUGUGGGUGGACACCAGGGGGAGACAGAGGGUGGACAAUCCAAGAAUGAAACAAUUGAAGCAAUCGAUAUAAAGACUGAUCUCGAGACACAGCCCUAUUCCCCCACUGGUCCCAUCUCUUCCCCAACUCCACUCUCAGUAGAUGCAGAGAAUGAUAGACAGGCAGAUAAACCAAUCAACUCCCAGGGGUGUGAUGCAGAGGGCCCAAUCAAGAAACCAACCUCUACCCUGAUACAGGACAAGGAGACCCCAAACCAAGUGGGUUUGAAUCAGCAGUCAAACCAAAACAGGCCUGUUGGAGAAGAGGCUGUUAUACUGGACAAAAAUGGAAAGGUCUGUAAAAGACCAUUGGAGGAAGGACUGGAGGAAAGGCAGGAGGGGAAGACAAGUGUUGUGGCUACUGGGAAGCAAGGUGGAAAUUCACUGCAAGGAGAGGGACCAUCUGUUACCAAACAUUACCAAUGCAGAGAUAAAACAACCAAAACCUGUGGUGGAAACCAAGCUGUGGUGAAUGGGCAUGAACCUAACCAAGCAGGCCCAGCAGAACCAAAGACAGGCCACAAAGAACCCUCUACACCUCUGCCACCUAUAGACCAUUGUCAAAAAACGGACACCAAAACUCAGUCCACUUGCACUACAACCAAACACAAAGACAUGGCCAAGACCAGAGGGAACCUUGAGAGUCUUCCCAGUCAGAUAAAAGUGGGUCGAUGGUCCCGCCACUCCAGGAUUGUGACUGCUAACCGGGCCUUGUUUGAGAGCAUGGGGUCAGACGUGGCUGGUAUUGGAUUAUUUGAGUCUAGCCCUGUGGUGGACCCCGUGUUGAUGGAAAACUCAGACCGUAUUCUAAGCAAGGUCCAAACACUUGCUCGGAUGUACAGUGCCAAAGCAAGCACAAUGAAGUUCCCACUGCAUCAGAAACGGGCCAGCACUAUAUGGAACCAAUCAUGGGGCUCAGGUAGACUGUCUGGACACUCAACUCAGACCCAAACUAAAAGCCAGACACAGGUUCAAUCUCAGAAACCAUCUAAGCACUGGCAACAAACACAAUGCAAAAAGGAAAUCAAUCAAUUAGAUAUGCACACAGAAACCAAAACUGGAACCCAAACUCACUCUGAGACCAAAGUUCAGUGCCAAACCACUACACAAACCAGGCAGCAAUCACAGAUCCAAACUAAAAGCCAGAUGUGGAGUCAGACACAAUACCAAAGCCAAAACCAGACCAAGAUUUACCGCCAGUACCAGACCCAGACCAUGAACUCGGAGGACAAAAGCAUCCAGGAGGAGAGGAUGAUAAAGAGACCAGAGAGCCUGGAAGAUGAUUUCCAGAGGACAGUGAUGGCCCCCUGUGAGCCUAUGCUGUUGGGUCAUGCGUUUGUCAAAGAGCAGCUAACCUCGGCCUGUCAACACCAGACGAAUGAAUUCACCCUCUCCAGGCCCAGGGAUUUCAUCUCUGCCUUGAUCAAAGAAAGAGACUCCAGUGUUGGUUGUAGAUCAGGCGAAAACUCCCAGACUUCCACCACCACAGGGGAAAAUCCAUCCACUUCACUUAGAGAUCAAUUAUCCCGUCAAACCCGGGAUGACAGCUACAGCCUUGGGCACACCGCCACUGACACAUCUGUGGCUUCUGCAGCAUCCGGACAUCACAGCAGUGCACAACCUGAAGAUCAGAGCUCCGGAUUAUGCUGCUCUUCCACUAACAGCCUGUCGACUUCAACCAUGACUUUGGAUUGUCAACUCACCGAGUUCAGGGACCUCGGCUCUGCCUCUUCUGUUGGGGGAAGUGAAGCUCUAAAUCAAAACAGAGACGUUUAUACAGAGAAGAGAGAGGGGUCAGAGCAGAGUGCUGGACACCCUGUUUAUUCAGUCAGAGAAGACACAACAUCUGUAACCAUCAUUACCCAACCAGCACACAGAAAUCAGCAGGAUACAGCAGCUGCACAACACAUACAAGUUACAAAUAUACCAGAAUACACACUCUCCCCAGGAAACACAGACAACGAGGAUACCUUAACAAAUGAUGUGCAGAGUGUUCAUUCAGAGCCUCAGUACUUGGUUUGCACAGAAACCAUGGAUGGAGAGGCAUCCCCAGGAGAGCUGGUACUGAUUGUAGCCUCUACACAGAGCCAGUCUCCAACAGAGUACCACAGUUUCAUGGUGCCUCACCCAGGAGAGCAAGCCCACCUGGAGGAGGGAGACUCCACUACAAAGGGGACCGAUGGCGGGCCAAAGAAAGAUGAGCUCCCAAGCGAUCAGAUGAAAUUAAAUGAGUCAAAGUUUGAUUUAAAUUCUUCAUCACAAACCAGGGGGAUUCUGCAAGGUUCAACAGUGAUCAUUUCAGAAGAGCCCCCUUACCACAGAUCCUCAAGAGAGAUGGUUAUUCCACCACCCCUGAGUCAGCCUUUGCACUUGACCUUUCACCCCUCUAACGUUUCCAGUCAUGUAAUCACAGAAACCCCAGAGGAUCACAAAGCAGGAGAGGGGUCGGCACCAAGUCCAUGGCCAUCAGUUCAGAACUCAGACUCAAAUCCUACCCAACCACGCUCUCCAUCGGUGCAGUCCAUAGACUGUCUACCAACAUUCACCAGCCAGAGGCCACCAGACCUACCCACUGCUUUGGGUAAACGGGCUCUGUCUAACACCUGGAAUAUCAAUAACAUCACUCCAUAUGAAUAUAGGGAACAAAACCAGCAGGACUCAGGAUCCCCCGACGGCCUGCCCAUCUUUAGCCUGCCUUCAGACAGCUGCCCACCUUCCAGACCCUCCUUGGAGACAGCCAGCCUGGUGGAGCGACCCAACCCAGCCAUUGCCACCCAUAGCCAGGACACAGAACUCACCUUGGCCCCCUCAGCCUUCAGACCCAGCCUCAGACACCGCUCUCCUUCUCCUGUUAUAACCUGUCCCACCUCCUCUCCCCUCCCACCUUCCUCCUCCUCUGUCCGAGCGCCUCCUUGCUCACCACCAUUCAGGGUUGUUCCAGCAUCUUCUCCGAAACCUGGAUCUGUUGAAGGCUUCAACUCCCCAAACACUGUCUCCGGGGCUCUUUCCUGUUUAUCCCCUACUCCCUCUUCUGGCAGGGUUUCCUCCAUGAGAUCCCCACCUGCCUCCUCUCCUACGCCUUCCACUGGAUUCAUCCCCUCCUCCUCCUCUUCUUCAGGGAGGUCUUCAUCAGUAAGAGCAGGUCUUCCUUCCUCUCCUACACAGUCCUCUUCCCUCCGCUCCUCCCCCAUUGCUUCUUCCUCUGCAUUCACUAGAUCCUUAGCUGCCUCCUGUAUCAGCCAGUCUAUCAGUCAGAGUAUGGCAAAAAAGAACACUGCCCGGCAACAAGCCCCGUCCAUAAACUCAGUAAAUCAAAGCUCAUCCUCUGCUCCUUCCUUGCCCUCGUCUCAUCUACGACAGUGUUCCCCUUCUCCUAAACUCCCUCCCAGUCAACAAAGUUCCAGUACAACUGAUUCUGUCUGGCUAGUGAGCACUAAAGAUGGGUCCCAACACCCAAGGUGUCCACCGUCUUCUCUGCAGUCCUCUUGCCCUUCUCUAUCCCUCACUCAGUCGCUUCCUCCCUCUCUUUUGCACCGCUACCCUUCCCCAUCGAGGAGUCAGACCCAUCAUCAUCCUACCCAGUCUUCUUCUGCUUCCUCCUGUCCUUCAUUCAUUCACUCCAAAACUGACUCACUGCAGAAUGCAAACAACAACAAUAAUCACGUUAGCUUAGCUGGUUUAACCACAGCGAUCAGCAAUGUAUGUAAUACCAGCAGUUGUAGCAUUAAUGGUGCUGUCAGUAAUGGGGAUUGGUCAGGAAGUCCACAGAGGACGUCACCAGCUAAUAGUAGCACUAAUGCCUCAGUAAUGCAGCAAACCAAUGAUCCACUCUGGCCUGGUUCACACAACCGUGUAGCUCGGCCUUUUUCUGCAUCCGAGCCCAGCUCAAGAGUUCAGUCCCCAUCUCCCUCCCCAACCCCUUCUUCGUUUGCUCGCCUCUGCUCCCCACCUCCUCAACAUAAUUACUCUUCCCCCAUGGCAAACAAACCUCCCCACCCUCGGAGCACACGGACAGGAUGUGCUAGUUCCCAUAAUCCACUAGGCCUCACUUUAGAGCUACCCAGGGCCUCUACAGCAAGUUCAGCAUUUGUGCCAUCGUCCUCAUGUCUGAGCCCUCGUAUCCUCUCCCCACCUCCCAUUGGUGUGUCGGUGAAUGUUUGGACAAAUAAUGUUGCAUCACCUCAGCCUAGAAACCCCAGAUUUGCUUCCUCUUCUCCUUCGUCUCCCUUUUCUUCCUCCUUAGGCUCAUUAACAUUGGAAAAUGCCUCUUUUCCCACUUCUUCUCCUUCUGCAGUCCCACUGCAUAGUUCCAUAGCUUCCUCUCUUUCUGGACCCUGUCCUCCUGCAGCCCAAAUAACCUCCCAAACGCUGCGAAGGUCUUUCUCCUCCAACUUGGCAGACAGGCCCCCUAGCCCGGCACGGAGCAACUCUAGCGGACUGCGCCGCUCCUGGGCAGAGAGCAGCCGUAGGUCUCUUGGUUUCAGUGGAAGUGGUCGAGGGUCCUUUGACCAGCAGGUGUCCUGUCCAACCAGUCCAAGGAGCGGAUGGUCCUCAUACAACAGCUCUCCGUCCUGCCUCAGCCCCCAAGCUGGGCUUCAGUCCCCACUCUCACAUAACAGACUUACCCCAGGGAAGGGCAACCUUGGUGGUCAGCAUUUCACCAGCGUGCCCUGGCCAGAUGUGCGAGAGCUUUCGACCAAAUAUAAUAAUGGAACUGAUAGCCUCGAUACGAGUGCUACUUCAACUAUCAUUGCCUCCUCUCCUUCUCCUCUCUCCUCGCUCUCUCAGUCCUUCCUCUCCUCUCCGGCUCCAUCAGACAGCCAGACAGAAUGGGGAGAACCCGAGGUAGAAGAGGGUAACUGUCGUAGCCAGCUCAUCUGCGCCUACAUUGCCCGGCCCUUCCAUGAACAAAACCUCUCCUCCUCAUGCCUGGCCCUGUCCUCCUCAGGCAUGACCUCCCCUCCACCUGCCCCCUACCAGUACCAAAACUACUCGUCCCUAGUCAAACCACAACCUCAGGUUCAAAUCGCCACCAAAACACCUCCUGCCCCCUCCCCCUUGCCCUCAGGCUCAUCACCUCUACCUUUUGCCCAUUCCUCGCCUACCAAACCAGGGAACCAGAAGACCAGUUAUGCCACCACAGUCAACCUCCAGAUCGCUGGAAGUGGCCGAAUAACCUCCUUGAGCACUGCCCAAGUUAGCCUGACCCAAACCCUGCAGAGUGGAGCUGGAGCUGGAGUACCGGGACAGGGGCAGAUGGCGAGGAGAGUAAGCAUCAAUGGACUUUCACACCUUCCUUCCCCUCUUCCUCAGAAUUGUAACAGGCUUUGAAAGAAAGAGAGAGAGAGAGAGAGAACUCUUUGUUUCAUGGCCUUAUGAAAAAAGAAGGACCAAAAGACAAUGGGAUGAAAAUAGAAAUGGCAUUAGAAAAGAUGUGCACUCGGGAAUUUGCCCCUUACUGCAGAGACGCAAAAUAUUCCCUGGCUGGACUUGAGCCAUGAACCCCUCUGCUUGAGCUGAAAAAAAAGAAAAAACAAAAAAACAAAAACUCCACAAAUUUGCUUUGUUUAAAAUGAUCCUUCGGAAAUAGCGAAGCAUGGAAUACUUUUACCUGGGAAUAAGUUCACAUCUGAUGGACACUGAUUUUAAGACACAGUGUGAGGGGAUGCAUCUGGGGUCAGACAUCAAACUAACUCUUCUGGAAAAGCUUUAUACCUGAACAUUAAUCAGAAGAUCUUUAAAGGAUGGAAAUUCUACCUGCGCAUGGCUUGUGUUUUACAAUCUGGGCUGAUGACUUUGAAUGGAUCCCAAUGGAACUGCUUUAAAGAUCCUAGUAUUGUAAAGAGUAAAGACAUAUGUCGCCAUCGAUGGAAAUUUAUCACUUGGCUUCGAUCUUGUGAGAUGAGCGCCAAAACCCUGAAUGUCCACGGCUGGGUGUGAUGAAUCUGAAGAUGUGGCAAACUGGAUCGAAUUGCUGGUCACACCGUGAAACCAGUCUGAAGUCUGUUCAUUGGACAGUUCACUUUCUGAACAGCUCUGGACUCUCUCUGUGGAUUUGAUGACUUUUUCACAUUGAACUAUUCAUAUUAGACAUUUUUAUUAACGCCGGUUAAAUCAGUAACAGUUAAUGAGAUGGAGUACAUUCAUUUUUGUUUUUUUAAAUCCUGCAAACACAGACACGUUGAAGGUCCAGUGUCCAACCAGGGCUGUACGCAUUAAUAGUUAGGCAUACUUAAUGUAUUAUUAUUGUUUGUUGCUUUGUUUUUUCUGUAAUUUUUUUUUUAUAUUCUGUUGAACAAACAUCGGUGUCUGGUUAUUUGAGGUCAGUGUUGAAGAUUAGUGAUAACUGUGGUUAUUAUUAAUCUAAUGUAUCUUUUUAACCAUUUUUAUUAUUCUUUUUAUUUUAUUGUUUAUUUAUGAAGUUAGUCUUAUUCUCUUUGGCACUUAAUAUCCUUAAAGUAAUGUCGAUAUUUUGCACAGUGUCCUCAGCUCUUGGGUGCAUACUUUGAGCGCGUGUGCGAGAAUGUGUGUGUGUGCGCGCACGUGCGUCUGUCUAUUUGAAACGACGCGUCUGGUAGGUUCUCCCGUAACUUCAGACCAAGCCGAUAUCUGCGUGUUUUUGACGCUGCGUUCGUUCCCGUAUUGAUGUACUCAGAUGGUUCAUUGACUUUACACUUUCUCCUGUUGUCGGUGUUCUUCAGAAACCUUUUAUCUUGAGCUUAACUUGGUUUUCAAAAGUUGUAUUAGAAAGCCAACCGGGUGGAAAACGCUCCCUGAACACAGUAUCAAGCCGAACACUGAUGACGCAUCAUGAAGUGUUAAAAACAGACUCAGGUUUUUGAUGCAUGGAAGGGAUGAAAGGUUUCACCUCACAGCGGUUUCGGCAACACACAGCCAUGUAUUGUCUCUUUCAUAAGGUUAAUAUACUUUAACAUACGUUAUCGUCAAGGCCAACUGUUUUUGGUUUUUAAUCAUUUGUUCCAGAGUCUUUAAUAGAACAGAUCAUGUUACACAACAUCUUUACCCAGAUUUAAUGUCCCCACACACUCAGUUUCUGAUUGUAAUGAGAAAAUACUUGACAAUAGCUGGAGAGAAAAAUGCAGAGAAAACCCAAAUAGGUUACUGAUAUUAAUCUGUGUGUUAAAAAGUUAAACUAUGUGGAGCUGGAAAUGUUUUUUUUUGUUUUGUUUGUUUUAAAUCCAGAUUAAACCUGAAUUUGAAAAAUCUGAUUUCCCCCUAUUUUUCAAUAUUCCACACCGACAGUUAAACAAGUCCCUCAACCUGAACAACCGUACAGGUCACUGGUCAUCACCCUCUGUUAUGACCCUAUAGGAGCGUUUCCUCAGUUAGCUUCCCUAUGGCAGCAGGAGACAUGCCGCAGAUAACCUGUUAAAAAUGACUGUUCGAAAUAAAUAACUCACCUUUUUAUGUUGUGACAAUGCUAUAGCGAAGGUUUGGUUAGGUUUAGGGAAAGAUCGCGGUUUGGGUUCAAAGAUAAGUACGUUAAGGUUACAGAGUGUUUGUCGUCAUGGCUACAAUAAGAAACAGGUGGUUAAGGCUAUGGAUGGAUCGUGGUUAAAAGAAACAACGUUGACAGUCUGUUUGAAACAGGGAAUGAACAGUGGUCUUUGUGUUAAAGUCUAAUGUUUUAUUGACCCCCCCAACCUCCUCCGCCGCACAGGCUUUGUGGCUCCGCAACGACGUCGAGUGGCGUUCUCCGUUGCUCCUGUCGUAAUUACCGCGGCCACUAGAUGUCACUUAAACAUUGAAAGGAAAUGACAGUGACACUGACACUGUGGACUGUCACGAGACGUGUGGAGGUCAAACAGGAAAAUCACUUGAGGAGAUGUGAGGUUUCUGCAAGGCGCAGGUAACUGGAGAUGACUUAAUGUUUUUGGGACCUGGUGAAAAGGGAAAUAUUAACUAAAUCUUCAUCCAGUAACCCUAAUACAAUCUGUGAGAUGUACGAAAAAUAAAG